Molecule: messenger RNA, 2785 nt
Organism: Lemur catta (Ring-tailed lemur)
Lineage: Eukaryota; Metazoa; Chordata; Mammalia; Primates; Lemuridae
Gene: CDCA7L
Product: cell division cycle associated 7 like
Exons: 10
Coding region: 119-1480 (453 amino acids)
Biological process (GO): regulation of DNA-templated transcription
Cellular component (GO): nucleus
Source: RefSeq, a predicted model, not a curated record
GCCCCGGGCACCGUGCGCUGGCUGCGCGUUCGCGGGGCGUUCUCGGGGCGCCGAGAGGGUGGCGAGCGAGGUCCCCGUGGCCGCACGCUAGGAGGAGGCUGGAACCCCGUUAGGAAGAAUGGAAUUGGCGGCUCGCUACCAGAUCCCUAAAGAAGUGGCUGACAUCUUUAACGCCCCCAGUGAUGAUGAAGAGUUCGUGGGUUUCCAAGAUGAUGUUCCCAUGGAAACCCUCUCAUCGGAGGAGAGCUGCGAUAGUUUUGACUCGCUGGAGUCGGGGAAACAGCAGGAUGUGCGUUUCCAUUCUAAAUACUUCACAGAAGAGCUAAGAAGAAUCUUUAUAGAGGACACUGACUCAGAGACUGAAGAUUUUGAAGGGUUUACGCAGAGUGAUCUGAACGUGCAGAGUAACCCGGAAGUGAUGCUUGUAGAGUCAGAUUUGAGUGACAACAGCCAGGCAUCUUUGGUGAGCGAGGAAGAGGAAGAUGAUGAAGAAGAAAAGGCUACACCUAGAAGGAGGAGGUCUAGAAGAAGCAGUAUUGGUCUUCGAGUAGCCUUUCAGUUCCCCACCAAGAAGUUGGCUAAAUCAGAUAAAAACGGUUCUUCCGAGCAGUUGUUUUCUAGCUCAUGCUUACAGAACGAUAAAAAACCAAUUCCUGGAAGAAAGAAAGGCUGUCGGCAGGGGAUGGAAGAGGAAGAUUCUACCUCUGAUUCUGAGGACUCCAGGGAUGAGAGCCAGGAGAGUUCGGACGCCCUGCUGAGAAGGACCAUGAACAUCAAGGAGAACAAGGCCAUGCUUGCCCAGCUCUUGGCAGAACUGAACUCAGUGCCCGAUUUCUUCCCUGCACGAACCCCGGCCUCAACUUCUAAGAAGAAAACCGUGCGGCGGGCCUUCUCGGAGGGACAGAUCACGCGGCGCAUGAACCCCGCCCGGAGUGCGCGGCCUCCUGAGAAGUUUGCUCUGGAGAACUUCACUGUCUCAGCCGCCAAAUUUGCAGAAGAGUUUUACAGCUUCAGAAGAAGGAAGACGAUUAGUGGGGGUAAAGGCCGGGAGUAUAGACGACGUCACCGUGUAUCUUCCUUUCGGCCAGUGGAGGAUAUCACUGAAGAGGACUUAGAAAACGUUGCCAUAACUGUUCGAGAUAAAAUCUAUGAUAAAGUGCUGGGUAACACGUGCCAUCAGUGUCGGCAGAAGACCAUCGACACCAAGACAGUGUGCCGGAACCAGAGCUGUGGCGGUGUGCGAGGACAGUUCUGUGGGCCCUGCCUGCGGAACCGCUACGGGGAGGAUGUGAGAUCAGCAUUGCUGGACCCGGAUUGGGUGUGUCCUCCCUGCCGUGGGAUCUGCAACUGCAGUUACUGUCGGAAGCGUGAUGGCCGCUGUGCCACAGGAAUCCUCAUUCAUCUGGCCAAGUUUUACGGUUAUGACAACGUUAAGGAAUAUCUGGAGAGCUUACAAAAGCAGCUGGUAGAAGAUAAGUAAGAGAAAGAAGAUCCAGCCAACUCGCCUUAGAGACCUCCAGUGAGACAUGCGUACCAUUUGUGCCUAAGAUUUUUACAGUUGUGUUUUUACACAGAAAUUCUUCGUAGAGUGUACUAUGUUUAUAUGCCUAAAAAGAUUUCUCAGGAAGACAGCAAAGCAGAGAAGUCCUAAUUAAUUGUUAAAAGUAUCUGCCGAUGAUUAAAAAGCACAAUUUAAAUGGGGUGGAGUUAAAGUUCAGGUAAGUUAGAUAGAAGACAUUGAAUAAGCAGCUCUUGCCCUUGUUUAAUUACCCAUGGUGCCUUGCUCUUUCACUUUCCAAACAGUAACUCUAGGCCCAGUGUUUACAGGGGUUGUAGAGCCUCUAGUUGGCCUUCUCAUGAGUGAUGACAGUUCAACCCACAUAGUUUAUAACCUGCUCGGAGUCAUUGGAAAUUUAUAUUGAAGAAUGAUCCCCUAAAUUACAAAGUGCAAUUAACCUGAGAACGUGAGAGUACUAGAGUUUUAUUUUUAUUAAAACUUGACUGAACAAAAAGUGGACUGUCAAGUUCCAGACACUGGAGGGCCCGGUGCACUGCUAGCCGGCAGGGACGUCUGCCUCUUCCUUCAGGACUCACCUGGGGCCGCUGCUUUUAUGUUUUGAAAGAAUUUAAGGGCUAAUUUUUAAUUUAAAAGGAUUUUGCUAUUAUCCGCCUUCCUUUCAGUUGUGGUGUGUUGGAGGUUGUGUUCAGAGGAAACAUGAUACUGUACUUCUUUGUAUUGUGGGAUGGGGUUUCAGAGGUGUACCAGGGAAAGCUAAAAAUCAGUAGAUUCUCAGUAGGUUUCCAGUAUUUCCUCCUCUGCUCUUUUUCUACCCCUUCUUUCUAAGGAUAGCGUUUUUAAAAAUGCACAUGUAAGUUACUAAAAUAACUCAACGCGCAUGGGAACGGAAUGGUGCAGUGACACAAUGGAAAGUCCUCACUGUGCUCCAGCCGAUGGUCAGCCUAUGCUUCCAGCAGCAGAGCCACUCCCGCCAGAACCCACUUUGCGGUCUUCUCUUUGCUCUUCAGCCGGAAGGUCCAGAUGUAGCUGGGGCCUCUCAGUUUGGUUCUGUACACAGGGCACUCAUAGGUGUGUUUGGUUUCUUGUCUGUCCACGGGGCUGGCUUUUGCAAAGAUGACGGGCAUGGUGGAUGUCAGUUCUUUGAGGCGGGCUUCAACAAUGGUUCCUGACUGGGUGUCCCAUCUGGCACCUACGGCGAAAACACAACGUUGUUACUGAUGAUGUGAUUGUUUGAUGCAAUAAACAGUUGCGGUUUGGUCACAUUUU